Molecule: messenger RNA, 639 nt
Organism: Lolium rigidum
Lineage: Eukaryota; Viridiplantae; Streptophyta; Magnoliopsida; Poales; Poaceae
Exons: 1
Coding region: 1-639 (212 amino acids)
Source: RefSeq, a predicted model, not a curated record
AUGCUGCUACCCAUCUCCCGCCCCACCGACAAAUUCGCCCCGCUCGCCGGCCUCCGCUCGCUGCUCGUCCCCGACACCGUCGCCGGUCGCGGAGGCGGCGUCGUGACGCGGACGAUCCUCGCGUCGCUGCUGCCGUGCGGCGAGGGCGAGAUCGUCCGCCAAGAAAGCGGCGACGGCGAGAGCGUCGAUGACGACGAGGAGGACGAGGGGUGCUGGGUGCCGUACGGGCGCCGGGAGCCCGGGCGACGGCGCCGCCUGCCGCCCCCGAUCCCGUCGCUGGCCGCCCGGAGCGCGCUGCGCCGGGCGCGCACCGACGACAGGCGGCUCGUCAUCAGCAAGGUGCGCGUCAUGCGGCCCGACUACUACGUCCGCGCGCGCCGCGUGCGCGGCGGCCGCCUCGUCAUGCGCCUCCACGAGCGCGAGGACGACGGCCCGUUGCCGGCGCCCGAUCUGCUUCCGCCGCCUACCCAGGUGGACAUCGCGACGACGUCGGACGAAAAGGUCGAUGACGCGCAGGCGGCUGCGGCGCCGGCGCCGCUGCCCGCUGCAGCUGGAUGCUUUGAGGACGUGGCCAAGUACCAGUACGCCGUCGGUAGCAGCCCGCUGCACCAGACGCCUUUGCUGAGGAUGGUCCAUUAA